Molecule: messenger RNA, 531 nt
Organism: Stylonychia lemnae
Lineage: Eukaryota; Ciliophora; Spirotrichea; Sporadotrichida; Oxytrichidae
Source: the annotation of a GenBank genome assembly
AUGAACAAUUACGUACUCACUCUUGCUGUUCUGCUAGGAUCAGCUAUAACUCACCCAACUUACUACAAAGUUGAUAGAAAUAUCACCUGUGUUCAGCCUUCACCAGCUCAAGUCUAUUCUUAUCACAUUCACUUGCUUUUCUUCUAGGACAACAAGGAGGAUACUGAGAGUGCUUUGUAAAUAAGGUCAGAUUUUAUGGCUGCUUUCAAUGAUACACUUGGCCCAGACUGCACAGAUCUCUUCCAUAAUCCAUAUGCUUGCAUGGGAAGCACUGAUCAAGCUCCAGAUGGGCCUUUCCCAACAGCAUAGUGGUCAGUUUUUGUGCUCCCAGAUCACAUUGGCGCAAUGGCUGCUUGGGUUAUGUAGCACAGAAAGAGUCAUAGUAUGCUUAUCCAUCCAAACUCUGGCUGUGAAAUUGAAGAUCACUCAAACUGGACUCUCUGGGGAGGGCAACCAUGGUCACUAGAUCUCACAACUCUUCACUACGAUAAGCCAUUCCCAUGGGAUAAUGCCAAGGAUUUAAUUUAAUGA